AUGGAAUUUAACUCUACUGUUCUGGCCAGCAUUCCCGUGGCUUCAUUCCAGCUUCUCGCCUGGUCAAUUCUGAGCAAAGGCUUCGAGUUCGUCUCGGGGCUUUUUGGCUGGCUAUGUGCAGCCACUUUCUUUGCUGGUAUCGUCGUGGCCAAAUCUCAACGGCAACUAUCCUUCAGAAAACUAUAUGAUGAGGCUGGAAACAGGAUUCCUGACGGACCCAAGCCUCUACCUAUCGUUGGAUCCUUCCCAUUCCUGACAGAGUACCCGGAACUUACCCUCGACAAAUGGGCAAAGAAGUAUGGAGAUCUAUAUUCCAUAUGGCUUGGCAACCAACUCUUCGUCAUCAUCUCUAGCCCGCAUGUCGCCAAGGACUUUUUGGUAACGUACGGCGCGGUGUUCUCCUCUCGGAAAGAAAUGUUCAUCAAGAGCAAAACCGUCUUCGCAGGGCGUGGGAUCACUGCCACCCCGUACAACGACCGUUGGAGAAAACACCGGCGCAUUGCUUCCGGCUGGCUGAGCCAAAAAGCCGUCGACCGGUAUACCCCCGUUCUUGACCGCGAAGCCACCGAUAUGAUAGUUGCUCUUUACGACGCAAGCGAUGGCGGGAAGAGACUUGUCAACCCACAGCCAACCAACUCUGUCCAUCAUCCCAUGGUCAGUACCGCUCUUCGCCUUAGCCGAGAGUUCAUGAAUUGCACUGGUCCCAUGUCUAAUCUGGUUGACUUCAUCCCUCUUCUCCAAUUUUUGCCAUCCCAAAUACGGAGUCGUGGUCGCAAGCUACACCAGGAUCUGGUGAAUAUUUACGGUGGCCUGAUCAAUGAUAUUGAUAGGCGCAUGAAGCGUGGUGAGAAUGUGCCUGAAUGCCUUGCCAAGACCAUGCUCCAGCUCCGCGACACAGAGCAGCUUGAUCAUCUCGAUAUGGCCAUUACUGCGUCGGCCUUCAUGAUUGGCGGCGUCGAGACGACAGCAUCUAUCAUGCAGUGGUUCUCAGCACUGAUUCCAUCCUACCCCAACAUUCAAAAACGAGCUCAGGAAGAGCUCGACCGCGUUGUUGGACGUGAUCGGCUUCCGACCGUGGAAGAUGAGGCAGAUCUUCCGUAUAUCCAUGCCAUCUUGAAGGAAGUUGAGCGGUGCCACAAUCCUUUCUGGCUCGGCACUCCUCAUGUUGCCUCGGAAGACUUUACCUAUAAUGGGAAGUUUAUUCCCAAAGACACGGUAAUAGUGUUGAAUACUUGGACAAUGCAUUACGAUGAGGACAGACAUCACAAUCCAAUGGAAUUCAACCCUGACCGAUAUAUCAACGACCCUCUCACGGCUGCACAGUCUUCCAACCUCGCGGAUCCGUACGAGCGUGAUCACUGGAUGUUCGGCGCGGGCCGGCGUAUCUGCCCCGGGAUGAUAGUAGCAGAGCGUGAGAUCUGGCUGACCAUUUCCCGGCUGAUAUGGGCCUUCACCCUUGAGCAGGUCCCAGGGCACGCAAUAGAUCUCACGGAAUAUGAUGGGCUGAGCGGCAGGUCGCCUGUGCCCUUCCAUAUCAGGCUCGUGCCGCGCCACCAAAAUGUCAAGAAAGUGCUAGAUACUGCCCAGACCAAGAACGAUUGGGCCUGUUGGAGCAGCCAGACCCUGGACUGGGGAGUCAAAGACGGAAGGGUGGUAUUCACCGUAGAAUGCUGGGUCCCCUGGACAGAAGUGGCUCCUAUUUGA
This is a messenger RNA of Diaporthe amygdali, 1704 nucleotides long. RefSeq lists its product as uncharacterized. Gene Ontology annotation, molecular function: monooxygenase activity; oxidoreductase activity, acting on paired donors, with incorporation or reduction of molecular oxygen; heme binding. The record is from RefSeq and is a predicted model, not a curated record. The coding region runs from base 1 to 1704 and encodes 567 amino acids. NCBI's taxonomy places the organism in Eukaryota, Fungi, Ascomycota, Sordariomycetes, Diaporthales, Diaporthaceae. The transcript has 8 exons.